Neocloeon triangulifer is the source of this 719-nucleotide messenger RNA. RefSeq names its product large ribosomal subunit protein uL6 (gene RpL9). Gene Ontology annotation, cellular component: ribosome; cytosolic large ribosomal subunit. The transcript has 5 exons. Gene Ontology annotation, biological process: cytoplasmic translation. Gene Ontology annotation, molecular function: rRNA binding; structural constituent of ribosome. The record is from RefSeq and is a predicted model, not a curated record. The coding region runs from base 110 to 682 and encodes 190 amino acids. NCBI's taxonomy places the organism in Eukaryota, Metazoa, Arthropoda, Insecta, Ephemeroptera, Baetidae.
CCUCUAGCGAGCGCCCGUGUCAAUUCCCGCGCCAGUCACGUCAGCGCUUGCCGCUCGUCGUUUGUUUUUGCAUGUUUCUUAUCCCCCGAGUUGUUGUCUCGUCGUAAGGAUGAAGCAAAUUAACACUCAGCAGACUGUGAAAAUUCCCAAGGAACUGACAUGUUCCGUCAAGAGCCGAGUGAUCACGGUCAAGGGGCCCAGAGGCACUCUGAAGAGGACAUUCAAGCAUUUGGCUCUUGAUAUUUACAUGGUCAAUCCCCGCCUUUUGAAGGUUGAGAAGUGGUUUGGAACCAAGAAGGAAAUCGCCGCUGUGAGAACAGUUUGUUCUCACAUUGAAAAUAUGCUUAAAGGUGUUACCCUGGGAUUCCAAUACAGAAUGAGAGCUGUGUACGCCCAUUUCCCAAUCAACUGCGUCACCACCGAGAGCAACACCUGCAUUGAAGUGCGCAAUUUCUUGGGCGAAAAGUACAUCAGGAAAGUGAAGAUGGCCCCUGGCGUGACUGUUGUAAACUCGACCAAGCAGAAGGAUGAGCUGGUCCUCGAAGGAAACAGCAUCGAGGAUGUUUCGAGAUCCGCUGCCCUCAUCCAACAGUCCACCACUGUCAAGAACAAGGACAUUCGUAAAUUCCUUGACGGACUGUACGUGUCUGAGAAGACCACUGUGGUUGAGGUUGAAGCAUAAUAAUUUGUUAAGGCCAAAUAAACUCGAAAAUGGAAAA